Molecule: messenger RNA, 408 nt
Organism: Leptinotarsa decemlineata (Colorado potato beetle)
Lineage: Eukaryota; Metazoa; Arthropoda; Insecta; Coleoptera; Chrysomelidae
Product: calmodulin-A
Cellular component (GO): myosin II complex
Molecular function (GO): calcium ion binding
Source: RefSeq, a predicted model, not a curated record
GGUUUUUGACAAAAACAACGAUGGUCUGAUAUCAUCAACUGAACUUCGUCACGUGAUGACUAGUUUGGGUGAGAGGCUGUCGGAAGAAGAAGUUGAGGAUAUGAUAAAAGAGGCUGAUAUGGAUGGAGAUGGCCAAGUGAAUUAUGAAGAAUAUAUCAUGAAAUAUCACAAAAUAUUUCAAUGGAAAUGUGCGGGCUUAUAAUUCAAAAUUGACAGCGGACUUGGCAAGAAAAGGAUUUCAUUGACAACAUCACAGAUACUUCAGAGCAAGUCACUGAAAGGAAAGAAAUGAUCAAGUGAUAGAUUUAUUUAUUUAUUUCAUGCACUAUUCUACAGGGAGAAACAGAAUAGGGAGAAACAGUAGCACUUACAAAUAUGUACUUACAUAAUAUAAUUUGUGAAUCUAUA